Nicotiana tabacum (common tobacco) is the source of this 880-nucleotide messenger RNA. RefSeq names its product oleosin L-like. Gene Ontology annotation, cellular component: monolayer-surrounded lipid storage body; membrane; extracellular region. Gene Ontology annotation, biological process: lipid storage; sexual reproduction. The record is from RefSeq and is a predicted model, not a curated record. NCBI's taxonomy places the organism in Eukaryota, Viridiplantae, Streptophyta, Magnoliopsida, Solanales, Solanaceae.
AACACGUCACACCUCUUCCACAAAUUCGUGCCCCUCUUUCUUCCUUAACCUUUCCCUUUCGCCCUUCUAUAUAUAUAAUUCCAAAGCUCCACCAAUCCCAUAAUACUCUCCUCAUUCACUUCAUCACCAGUUUGAAUUAGUUAGUAAUUGGUUAACCAUGGCUGACUACUAUGGCCAUCAGCAUACUCAUCAUCUUCAUCAUGAGCAGCCUGCACCUAGGUCUUACCAGGUGGUGAAGGCUGCUACCGCCGUCACCGCCGGCGGAUCUCUUCUGGUUCUCUCCGGCUUGACUUUGGCCGGUACUAUCAUUGCACUGACUGUAGCCACUCCCUUGCUGCUGAUUUUCAGUCCAGUGCUUGUUCCUGCCACCAUUACCCUCUUCUUCUUGAUGUUUGGUUUCUUGGCUUCCGGAGGUUUUGGUGUCGCGGCAAUAAGCGUUCUGUCUUGGAUCUACAGGUACGUGACAGGAAGGCACCCACCUGGUGCGGUGCAGUUGGAGUAUGCAAGGGACAAACUGGCUACAAAGGCUCGGGAGAUGAAAGAAAGAGCGGAGCAGUUUGGACAACAGCAGAUCUCCGGCACCCAAUAGGGUUAAGAGCCUUGGUUCAUCAAUUUGCACUUUGUAUUCUGUUUUUGCUCAUUUCAAAAUGGAGUUUGUCAGUUUGGGCUUUGGGGAGUGCUGCAUUUAGUUAGCUAGCGACGUUCAUUUGAAUGUCCACGUCUUUCUUUCGUUAUCUUCAAGCCCCCUUUUUGGGGUUUCUUGUUGAGUUUUGGGUUCCAUACUUAUAGGGACUCUAGUUUUUACUUUAUUCUAGUAAUCUCUAGUUAAUGUUUUGCGAUCAAAUUGAAAUAAGUAGAGCUAAUGAUGCUUUUCAUAUAA